Messenger RNA from Thyridium curvatum, 2019 nucleotides. RefSeq lists its product as uncharacterized. The transcript has a single exon. The coding region runs from base 1 to 2019 and encodes 672 amino acids. Lineage: Eukaryota; Fungi; Ascomycota; Sordariomycetes; Thyridiales; Thyridiaceae. The record is from RefSeq and is a predicted model, not a curated record.
AUGAUACCAGCUCACGAGUAUGUGAAGUUGGAGCUGGAAGGCGGGGAGUUGAUCAGGCUACUUCACCUCCUACCCUCCGCAAAUCAUGCUGAGGACCGGUCACUGCGGUGCGAGCUCGUUCCCGCGUCCCUUUCCGACCCGCCUCCCUAUGUCGCGGUGUCAUACACUUGGGGCAGCGAUGUCUUCCCCCGCCAACUCUUCGUCGAGAAUGCGGCCAUCGCCAUCACCGAGAACCUCUACCAAGCGCUGGAGCAGUUCCGCGACGAAGAGAAAGCGCGGCUUCUAUGGGUCGAUGCAGUGUGCAUAAAUCAGGGGGAUGAGGGGGAAAAAGCGGUACAGAUACCGCUGAUGGCAAGCAUCUACAGCAGCGCGACCGAAGUGUUCAUCUGGUUGGGCGAAGGGAAUGCCGAGAUGCACGACGUCAUGCGUUUCUUGCAGCGGACUGGGCGCAAGUUCUUCGAGCGUGGGACCGAGAUCCUGGAGCCGCGGGAUGAGGAACAAGAAAGCCAGGGUUUGUGGGAGCAGGUGAUCAGGGAUCCCAGCCUCACCAAGGCCCAGCUUGUGUGGGAACGGCCAUGGUUCACUCGACGAUGGGUGAUACAGGAGCUUGCCUUUGCCCAGAGGCCGACAGUGCACCUAGGCCCGGUCAGCAUGCCGUGGGAGCACCUGCACGCAGCCACGAAGGCGUUGAUUCGACUUGUCUCCGACGGAAGCUUCUUGAACCGCUACUUACUAAGCUACUCGGAGUGGUUUCCGGCAGACAGCCAAUCGAGCGUGAACGUAACUAUUCUAAACGACAUCCGCAAGGGCUUGAGUGCCGCAUCAGAGUCUGAUGGCACAGUCGGGAUAUUCCAAUGUGUGGCCGACGCGAGCAUAUUUGACUGCAAGGAGGACAAGGAUAAAGUGUUCUCCCUGAUCGGCAUCUUCAAUCACGGGCGGACCGAGCCCCUACGAAUUGAUUACCGACUUCCCACAGCCGUUGUGUUUGAAAAGUUUGCUCGCUUCUGCUUCGAGCACGGAGACCCGAGGGACUACCUUGACAUGCUGUCGUAUGCGGGCUUGUCAAGGCACAUCCGCAGUGGUGAAUCAUUGAGAAUUCCCUCGUGGGUCCCAGAUUGGCGCGUGAAGCUUGAGACCACCGAUCUUCUGAGCAACUUCCGAGCCGGACAUCGCUUGGCAGCCACUGCAGAGCUGCUAUCGGAUCUCCAGGAGCUCGUGGUCCGAGGACUCGUUCUCGACAGAGUGCGGUGCGUGUUGCCGCCAAUGAACAGUUUCAAAUUGGAAAUAGAGAGGUACGAGAUAUUGAGGCCUAGCUUUGAUGCACGCUGGCUCGAAGCAUUGGAGAAAAUGUUCUCGUCUAUUUUUGGGCCGUUUGGCUCCCCGACUCCUUAUGCCGCAGGGGAGACAGCGUGGGAAGCCCUCAUGAGGACUCUGAUCAUCGACCGGGACGACCUUAUCUGGAAUGCCGAGAAGGACCUCCCCCACAGUGAAACUCAGUCGGAGCUCAGAUACUCUGCUACGCCUUUCUUUCAAGAAUACGCCAAUUUUAGGGCAAGGAUGUUCACCGCCCUCAAGAGCCAACAUUCCGUCGAGUCUGGGCACCCAGCGGCAGACGAAGAGCAGGCCGCCGUCCUCACGCAUGGAACGAUAGAAUACCAGACACGAGCAUAUGUCAACUGCAAGGACAGGGCCUUCUAUAUCACUGAACGAGGACUUGUCGGCCUGGGACCGCGGGAGACGGUGCCUGGAGACAUCGUCGGCUUGCCCGCUGGCGCCAGCGUGCCGUACGUCUUGCGUCCGGAAAAGGAGGGUUUGGCCAUGAUGUGGGAUGAGGCGGCGGAUAUUGAGAUUGCGAAACCGGGGUACCUGAUGAUGCCUGAUGGUAGCAUGAGGGCGCUGAUCCUACGGGCUGAUCAGCCACGGUACCAGUUGGUGGGUGAAUGCUACACACAUGGGCUUAUGUACGGCAAGGCGUGGGAAUUGGUGGGCUUUCCAUUCGAAGAAUUCACUCUGUUCUAG